AUGGUGAACGAGCAGCAGGAGCACCAGCAGCAGCAGCAGCAGCUCAUCGCUUCCGAGGCACCUGCUGAGCCGGCACUGAACGCCACACCUCGAAACGUUCGCAAACCGGAGGAUGUUCUCGAUCACCUUGGUGCUCGACACCGACGACUGGUGCUGGCGAUCGUGUCGUGCAGUUUUGUAUGGUGUUUCGGUGCAGUGUCGAUUAUGGAAAGUGCCUUUGUGUCCAUCGAUUGCGGUAACUGCACUGACAGUAUGAAGACCAUCGUCAGCGAGGUAGUCAUGAUGGCAUUUUGA
Molecule: messenger RNA, 294 nt
Organism: Angiostrongylus costaricensis
Lineage: Eukaryota; Metazoa; Nematoda; Chromadorea; Rhabditida; Metastrongylidae
Source: the annotation of a GenBank genome assembly